CCAACCUUGAGACAACCUCCUAUACCACCAGGCAUGAGAUGUUAAUACAGACAGAGGCUUGAGACUGUAUGACCCUCUGUUUCAUUAGAAGUGAGCGGAUGCAGAGCCAAAUCAGGGGUAAGGUGUCGUUACUGUCAUUACUCCUCCUUGCGAGUAGCACACCGGUUACCAGUCCCAGGCCAGUCCUUUUUGGUAACUCAUCUCUCGGAGUUCCGAGUCCGCUUCGGAUGCCUACAUGCAAAGGGUUGUCGGAUAGCUUUCUGCAAGAAAAAAGACUUCUCGUCACCGAGCUCCUUUCUCACCCCGACUCUGAAGGAAAUAGCAACUGAGCUCUCUCGUGUUGGAUCUAAACAUGCCGUG
Messenger RNA from Aspergillus uvarum CBS 121591, 360 nucleotides. RefSeq lists its product as uncharacterized. The transcript has 2 exons. The record is from RefSeq and is a predicted model, not a curated record. Bases 69 to 329 code for a protein of 86 amino acids. NCBI's taxonomy places the organism in Eukaryota, Fungi, Ascomycota, Eurotiomycetes, Eurotiales, Aspergillaceae.